CUGUGCUUAUGUAUGUAUGUAUGCGAAAGUUGGUGCUUUUGCAAACAUUUUCAUGGUUUCAUUGCACCAGACGCAGACGCCACUUGACACGAUGACAAUACUUGCAUAAGAUUGUAUAAGUCUCAGAUUCGUCUAAUCAGUUAAUUUAUAACCCAAUAAUAAAAUAUAUUGCUCUACCAACUUACCAACCGUACAAUUGAGUUCGUCGCUGCCAUCCUAAUUAAUUCAAACAAGAUUUAUGAACUGAAUGUGUUCUUUGUUUGCAAAAAGUAAAACUGCGACAAUAUCAAUAUAGAAAAUAAACAUUUUUACUUCGCAGUCAAAGGUAUGGUCAUUGUACAUGCAUAAAUAUAUUUUCCAAAUUAUAACAAAACGUUUGACGGAUUGCUUAAAAUGGACGCCAGAAGUGAGUCGAAAGCAAGCAACCAGGUUUUCCGUGUUGUAUCCUGUCAAAGUGCUGUGCAGUAUUUUUUAACAAGUGCUCCCAAUCACAGCCCCACUACCACGAACACUCUGGAUGUUUUUAAUUGUUCCUCCACAAAAUUAAUUGUUUAAGCUAGAAGAAAUGUCGACUCGAAAAUUCACGGAUAAGGAUAACGACGACAAUAUAUGGAAUUUCAAGAAUCUACAACAAUGGGAGCAAGAAGCGGAGGAGGCUGAACGAACACUAAUAAAUUCAAGAAAGACAGGCUACGACGAUGAGGAAGAUUUUAAGCCGGCGAAAAACUUCCAACUCCCAAAUCAGGGUGGCAAACCUAACUUUGGAGGAAGUUCAAAAGCAAAUAGGAUUGAAUUUAUGCCACAUCGAACCUCCCACACCCUGUCUGGAGCUAAACGGAAGAAAGGUUCUGAGGAGAACAAUGACGCAAGUUCUAAAAAAUCGGCAAACUCCAAAAUUAAACCAGACGUAGGUACUUUAGUAAAACCACAGGUUACUCAGCGCUUGCCGAAAGAAGAACAAUCAUCUAUAUGUAUCAAUCAACAAACAUUGUCCCCCGACAAGAACGAACCAGAUCGCUCCAGAUCGAACCAGAUCGCUCCAGAUCGCUCCCUCAAAUGUAUGAAGUAUGGAAGGCAUGGGCUCCUGUUUUAUCAGGAGGUGGAUGAACUUAUUGCAAAUCAAAGAAUUUUUGUCCAACCACUCCGAGGAAAGGACAAGCAACUAAAUGGGCAUAUUCUAAUAAAUUUUUCGAACACAAGUAUUUCAUGUCUCAUGGCUUCGAACAGCAGAAAAUCCCACUCUAGUGCCGAUCUUGACGAUGAUGAAAGUUCAUCCGGAUGCGGCGUUGGCUAUUUCCUAAGAAAUGGGAGCAUGGAUUAUAAUCCUAAAGAAGCCUACUACGUUGAUAUCUACAUGACGACGAAUGCAGUGGCUACAUAUCUUAAAAUGGGUCUCAGAGGAAUGUUGGACGCUGUUUGCGUCCACUGUCCAUCUGAGGACUAUAUGCUGUGCCUGCCUUUUGCGAAACAACUCGUGGAUAUUUUAGGCCAAAGCCCCAAUCUUGCGAAAAUUGUUCCAACUGCUGACUUUGUUCAAACCAAGCAACCGUUCUCAAAGUUCACAGUAGCUUCAAUCCCUAACUACGGGUUUUGGAAACGACCCUCCGAUUCAAACGAACAGAUCACGGUGAACUCUACAUCAUUCAUUUGCAUGGAGAAUCCAGAGUACCAGGAGCAAAAAUGUAGACAAAUCUUGCAUAAACCAUGGGGAGAAAAUGGUGUAAUAUUUUAUGAAGAAGGCGAUUCCUUUGACGAAAUACACAAGCUGUACUUCACGCCCCUCCGUGGAGAAGAUAAAAAGUACAACGGUCAUCUUCUGAUUGCCUUCACAACCUACGAAUCUGUAUGCCGCGGAGCAUCCGAACGUUUGCACCAGUCACUUGGUCACGGCCAGGGGAAAACCAGAGGUUGCGGCAUUAGAUAUUUUCUACAAAGUGGUAAGAUGAUCUACUUUGGUGAUGACUCGAAGCCUCUAAACGUGUAUAUGACAUCCAACCAUGGUGCUGUGACGUUCAAAAUGGGCUUAAGAGCCGCUCUAGAUGCUGUGUGUAUUCACUCACCAUGUCGCAAAUUUCUUGAUAUUAAGCCGUACUUCGCACCCAUAUUGGACGUCUUGAAAAACAUCCCUGAAAUCAGAGUCAUCCUCCCUACUUUGGACCAACUCAACCGAAAAGUACCCUUCUCACGUUUUACCGUCGCUUCGAUCGCAAACUUUGGUUUGUUUAUUCGUGGAUCGGAAGUGACGCCAAACACCCCAUGGAAUUUCCAUCUUGACAAACUCAGUGACAUCCUACUUGAUGCUUCAAAGACAAGCAAGCAAUUAAUGCAUAUGAAUAAUUUUGAAGAUCGACAAGUCUUACAGGCGAUCAAGGAAAACAAAACAAAAGAACAAAACCUCCUCGAUCAAGAAAACUGUGCCAUUAUAGAAUGGUUGAAGACGAACUACAUUGCUUCCAAAGAUCAUUUCGUGUAUAAGAAUGACGUGUAUUUUCAUUACAAGAAUUCAACAAGAAAUCAGACUACGAUUAGUAAAAUGGCUUUCGGUAGGAAGGUUGGUAAAACCUUUAAAGAGAUACACGCGACGAGCGCAAAGGAUGGAAAAUCCAAGCAUAAGGGAAUUGAAAAAGUGGAGGUAAACCAAGCCGACUCUACUGCAAUGUUGUCGGAUUUGGAUGGCCAAUAUGUCCAGCGAGAUGAUAUGGACAAACGAUCAUCUCGUGCGUCACGUCAAAUAACAUCAACUGUUCUAACGCACGAUUGGAUCUUGCGCAACUUUACCAUGGAGGAAAACGAAGAAGUGUUAAAAAGUGAUGUGUACCCGUUGUACAUUGAAAAUUUCGGACAUGAUAAACCUUUAAGCAAAAACUUCUUUAAUAUGGAACUUAAAACAUGUUUCCCGAAUAUAGGAAUAGUAAGACACCAAUACAACGGUCCUGGAUCCGCCAAACGGUAUUAUAAAAAUUUGAAAGCUGCCUGUGGACCGUCAGCCUCCCAUUAUAAGUGUCAUUCUAGUGGUUACUGUAGUUGUUUGAAUUCUGUGGGCUACCCUGCAAAAUGUCAGACUCUCGACGAAGUUAAUGAUACCGCUUGCCGAAAAAUGUGCGGUGGUUUGAGGAUUGCAAAGCGAUGUUCGACUGACGCAGGCUUGUUUUGCACCUGUUUUCAACACCCUUUUUAUCCAUACACAAAAUAGGUGUGACUUUAUUUCUCAUUUAAAAUUAAAAUUAAAUUACAAAUCUGUUAAAAAAAUUGUCCAACUAAAACCUGUAUAGUAAAAUUGAGCCAUUAAAAAACUGAAUCCUCCA
Molecule: messenger RNA, 3305 nt
Organism: Folsomia candida
Lineage: Eukaryota; Metazoa; Arthropoda; Collembola; Entomobryomorpha; Isotomidae
Exons: 13
Coding region: 566-3193 (875 amino acids)
Source: RefSeq, a predicted model, not a curated record